AUGCUGGCAGAGCUGGGGUCCUGGCUGCUGCUGGCCGUGGCUCUGCUCGGCCCAGGCCCCAGGGCCCAAGCCAUGAAAGGUGUCAAAUGUGGGGGUGUGCUCUCAGCACCUUCCGGAAACUUCUCCAGCCCCAACUUCCCCAGGCUGUACCCCUACAACACAGAGUGCAGCUGGCUGAUCGUGGUAGCCGAGGGCUCCUCGGUGCUACUCACCUUCCAUGCCUUUGACUUGGAGUACCAUGACACCUGCGGCUUUGACUACCUGGAGGUCUACAAUGGGGCCUCGGGAGACAGGGGCAACCUGCUGGGGAGGUUCUGCGGCCAGGUGCCCCCGCCGCCCUUCACCUCCUCCUGGCACGUCAUGUCCAUCGUCUUCCACUCAGACAAGCAUGUGGCCAGCCGUGGCUUUUCUGCUGGCUACCAGAAAGAUGUGUGUGGUGGCGUCCUGACGGGCCUUUCGGGGGUCCUCAGCAGCCCUGAGUACCCUGACAACUACCCGAACAACGUGGAGUGCCGCUGGGUGAUCCGGGCCGCCGGCCCCGCCACCGUCAAGCUGGUGUUUGUGGACUUCCAGAUGGAGGGCAGUGAGGGGUGCACCUAUGACUACGUGGCCGUCCUUGGGGGGCCCGGCCCUGUCCGCGGGCAUCACUACUGUGGCAGCACCCGGCCCCCCGCCCUCGUGUCGCUGGGCCAUGAGCUGCAGGUGGUCUUCAAGUCUGACUUUAACAUUGGAGGCCGGGGCUUCAAGGCCUACUACUUCUCAGGGGAGUGCCAGGAGGUGUACAUGGCCAUGCGGGGCAACUUCUCUAGUCCGCAGUACCCCAGCUCCUACCCCAACAACAUCCAUUGCCACUGGACCAUCCGCCUGCCUCCUGGCUACCGGGUCAAGGUGUUCUUCCUGGACCUGGAUCUGGAGGGUCCCAGCAGCCUGACCAGGACCUGUGACUUCGACCACCUGGCGGCCUUCGACGGGGCCAGCGAGGAGGCGCCCCUGCUGGGGAACUGGUGUGGCCACCACCUGCCAGCACCAGUCACCUCAAGCCACAACCAGCUUCUGCUUCUGCUGCACACGGACCGAAGCACCACCCGAAGGGGCUUCUCUGUGGCCUACAUUGGAGUUGUGCCCAUGAACGUGAGCUGCUCCCGCACGGACUUCCAGAUCCUGAUCUCCGCACAGGCACUGGCACCGCUGGAGCGGACCAAGGUCUACCUGGGCAGCCGGAGCUGCGCCGCCCAGGAAGCCGGGAGCACCUUCCGGAUCCAGGCCCGUUUUGACACCUGCGGCACCGAGUCUCAGAGGAGGAACAACACCUCAGUGAUCGUCAGCGUGCUGUACAUCGACUUCUCGACCGGUGAGCAGGAGGACAUCCAUGAGUACGAGGUCCGCUGUGAGCCCCGGCGCAAAGAGGCGUCUGUCCACCUGCUGUCCGGCUCCGACUGGCUUGGGCCCUAUGCUGCCACAGCCGAGCAUCUUCAGGAAGCCCCACCCAGGGAUGAAGAGGAGACCCUGGAGGGCCCGGUGGCCAUGGUGACCCAAGACGCCAGUGACAUUGUCUUCCUGGGCCUUUGCAUCCUGGCGGGAAUCCUCAUGGUCAUUGCCAUCGUGGUCCUGAUGCUGCUGUGAGCAGGCAAGGGACCUGGGUCCUGGCUUCCCUGGGAGGCAGCUUGCGGUUCCCCAGACAGGAGCAGACCAGGCUUUAUCGACUUGGUGACCAUGGAUGAGUCACUGUCCCUCUCUGAGUCUCACUUUCCAAGGUCACAGAGCUGGCUUGAGGCUCAGAGAAGAGCAUGGAUGGGUAAGAGCUGUAAACUAUGGCGUGUUUCUGUGUGUGUGCAGUUGUUACUAACUUCAGAGAUGGCCUGCUAUGGACAAGAAGUCUCCUGUGUGUGUUACUUGUCAUCACGGAGAGCUGUGGUCACUGGGUCACCUGCUCUGUGGUCACUGGUGACUUGUUCUGUAACUUGCACAAGUGUUUUACCAACUCGGGAUAAAAACAAGGGCGUCUCUUAUUUUUCCAACUAAUGGCUUAUUAUAUGCCUUCAUUGGCGGGAAAUAUCGAGGGGCCUGCACGCUCUCGAACUGACUCAGGAACCUCGAGGACUUCAUCCACAGCAGGCCAGUCCUGCCUCCAGACUCCAGAAACAGAGAGAAAGGGAGCCGAAACCCCACCUAGUGCUGUCAUCCCAGCCUCCGCCAUGUGGUGUCGCUGUUGGAGGCUGGCGGUGCACAUCCCGUCGGAUUCUGUCUGAAGAGGUGGCGGUGCCCUGUGAGGUCGGAUCCCUGCACAAAACACAGGCGGGCCCACACUGUGCUCAGCAGUGAGGCUGGAAGCUGACGACUGGUGUCUCUUUCAUGUUGGCGUUUUUCCUUAAAUAGAUCGUGAUCCUUGACUGCAAAGCAGAUUGAAGUUCCUGUGGCUUUGUCUGCACCCCUGAUGCUGAGCCCAUUGUUUCCCUUCAGAUGAGUUCUCUUUGGGGCCUGUGGACCUUCUCCUGCCAUUGGACUUCACUCAGAGCUACUCCAGCAUCCCCGUGUUUCUCUAAGUUUUCACCACAGGGAGCAUGGGGUCGGUUCCCGGGCUUUCCGGGAUCCUCAAGCACGUUGGUCCAGUCCUCCCAAGCUCUAUGUAUCAAGAAGUAAAGCAUCUUGUUAAUGAAAAAUAAACCAA
Messenger RNA from Suricata suricatta (meerkat), 2668 nucleotides. It is a transcript of the gene CDCP2, whose product is annotated as CUB domain containing protein 2. The transcript is spliced from 6 exons. The coding region runs from base 1 to 1623 and encodes 540 amino acids. The record is from RefSeq and is a predicted model, not a curated record. Lineage: Eukaryota; Metazoa; Chordata; Mammalia; Carnivora; Herpestidae.